Messenger RNA from Guillardia theta CCMP2712, 459 nucleotides. RefSeq lists its product as hypothetical. Gene Ontology annotation, biological process: regulation of cyclin-dependent protein serine/threonine kinase activity. The annotation marks the transcript as partial. The record is from RefSeq and is a predicted model, not a curated record. The transcript has a single exon. Gene Ontology annotation, molecular function: protein kinase binding. NCBI's taxonomy places the organism in Eukaryota, Cryptophyceae, Pyrenomonadales, Geminigeraceae.
CAAGAACGAUUGGUUGCUGUCAUCGCUGUUAUGCUGCAAGAAACAGUGAAUGCAACUCAAAGUCUGUGUCGCCCCACAAAGCUCUCUUCGUUUGAUGGGCCCAAGCCUCAUUUGUCUGCGAGUUCUUACGUCAAAAGAAUCAUGAAAUACAGUGACGCCAGCCCAUGUUGCCUUGUGGUUGGCGCCAUCUACCUUGAACGCUUGAAGAAACGAGACGACAUGGUGGCUCUCACUGUCUACAACUUUCAAAGGUUGUUCCUUGUUGCCGUCAUGCUCGCGUCGAAGUUUCUCGACGACGCCUACGCUUCCAACAGGAUCUGGGCUGAGAUCGGCGGUCUCAUGGUGGAAGAGCUCAAUCACCUCGAGCUUGAGUUUCUCUAUAGGAUCGCCUUCUCGCUUUCCAUCAGCCGUGAGGAGUACGACUGGUACGCCGAAGAGCUUCAUCGAAGAGCAGACUUG